Molecule: messenger RNA, 825 nt
Organism: Trematosphaeria pertusa
Lineage: Eukaryota; Fungi; Ascomycota; Dothideomycetes; Pleosporales; Trematosphaeriaceae
Exons: 1
Coding region: 21-515 (164 amino acids)
Source: RefSeq, a predicted model, not a curated record
CGACCAUUGCCUCAUCGAAAAUGGCGAGAAAGAAGCCCUACAAGCCCAAGCCAGAGGCACCAAUCUCCUUUACGUUUCCAGAGCUCCACGAGGACGUCGAGAACGAAGUCUCGGACGAAAUCGGCUCGACGCGGUUCCGCGAAAAGCACAGCAAGCGAGACUGCAACAACGAGCACCCGACCAACGUCAUGGGCAAGUUCAAAUGCAACAACAACGCCUGUUCCAAGGCUGGCUGGACCAGCAAGAAGGUGGCCAUAUUGAUACGGGGAUAUCCCAGGAACGGGUACAACGCUGUGGUGUUCAAUCAGCGGUGCAAGUCCUGCAACCGGCUGGGCACCCUGAUACUGGACGAACAAUCUUAUGUCGACCGCGUGGCAUACAGGCUCAAGAAGUGGGCUGGCGUCUACAUGGAGAGGCAGAGCUACGAUCGAAAAAAGGGUCUACCGCACGAGAGCGAGCUCUGCGAAGGGUGUAAGAGAGGUGUUUGUCGGCAGGCGUUUGACUGGGACUAUUGAUAACUGCUGCGGGUUGAGGUCGAAGAGAGCCAAAUUUGCCAUAUGUUAGUGGCGAUAACUUUUCGAGAAUGGGUUUGGUCGAUCGCUUCGGCUUCGGGAUGAAUGAGUGAUGAAGAUAUGCAAUUUGUUAGCGAAGGUUGAGUCGUCUCGUUAGCGUGUUCUGUAUAGGCGUCAUUGGUCUCCUCGGUUUUCCUCUCCUUUUCUCUUCCUCUGACACGCCGGCGUCGUAUCUCCUGUACUACUUGGAAGAUUGCUACCGUUGUCGUCUACGUUUAUGGCCCACAAAUAUUACAUUUUUUUUCUAGCUAAA